AUGUCCGACAUGAGUGUACAAAAUUCAGCCGAUGAAGAAAUCAAUGAUCAUUAUUCAUAUCGAAAAAAUGUGCAAAUGCAAAAAAAACCAAAAAUCACUAUGAAAGCUAAACCAAAAAAACAGAAAUUAAUAAUGGUCAACACAAGCGAUCAAAAUUCAGAUGAUGAAGAAAUUGAUGAACUUUAUAAUCAUCGGAAAAAUGGGCAAAUGCAGAAUUCUAAAAAACCUGAAACCGUAAUAAAACCUAAACCAAAAAAACAGAAAUUUCAGUCGCAUUUAUUAAAACUGGAACAAGAAUAUAAUGGUUUAACAACUAUGGUCAAUGAAAACUGCAUACGCGUAAAAAAAUCAGAUGGUGGAAAUUUUUGUAUCAAAAUACCCGAAAUGAAAACAGCAAGUGAUUAUUUGGUUAUUCAAAAAUACAAAACUUCGGACAUGGAAAAAGUAGAGUCAAAAGACAGAUGGAAAACCUCAACGUUCAACGCAAAAACUAUGCUGAACGAAAAAGAUAAAGCUGACAAUACAAUAAUAACAGCAUUUAAUAAUUUGCAAGAUUUAUUAAUGGAUAAAUUUAUGUGUAACAACAACAAAAAAAUU
Molecule: messenger RNA, 597 nt
Organism: Metopolophium dirhodum (rose-grain aphid)
Lineage: Eukaryota; Metazoa; Arthropoda; Insecta; Hemiptera; Aphididae
Exons: 5
Source: RefSeq, a predicted model, not a curated record